AUGCUCGCCCGUGCUGCUAGGCCCGCUUUCACCGCCCUCGCCGCGGCCUCCUUGCCAGCGGUGAGGACCGCAGGCUUCCACUCCUCGGGCGCCCAGCUGGCUACCCUGAGGGAGUUGGAGCAGCGUGUCAAAUCGGUCCGCAACAUCGAGAAGAUCACCAAGUCGAUGAAGAUGAUUGCAGCCACCAAGCUCAACAAGGCCCAGCGCGCCAUGGCUGCUGCGAAGGCGUACGGCGAGGCCAACAACGAGGUCUUCAAGAACUCAGAAGCUGUUGCUCCGGAAGGCGGCCGUGAGCUCUUCAUUGUUGUUUCGUCGGACAAGGGUCUCUGCGGAGGUAUCCACUCGUCCGUCUCGAAGCGCGCGAAGAUCGAGUUCGCCAAGGUCUCGCCUUCCGCUGGUGAUGCGCACUCUUCCGACGGCCCUUCAAUCGUUGUGCUGGGUGACAAGCCCAAGGCGCAGCUCGGUCGUGCUAUGCCCAACAACCUCGCCCUCUCCUUCAACCAGAUUGGCAAGGAUGUUCCGACCUUUUCCGAUGCUGCUGCCAUUGCCGACCUGAUCUUUAAGUCGGGCCUUGAGUUUGACAAGAUCAGCAUCAUCUACAACGCCUACAUCUCCGCCAUCGCGUUCGAGUCGCACAUCAUGGAGGCGUACAGCGAGCAGGCGCUUCGCAACGCACCCAGCUUUGCCGCUUACGAGCAGGAGGAAGACACGACCAAGGACCUGGCUGAGUUCUCCCUCGCCAACGCCAUCUUUGCCGCACUCGUCGAGGGCCACGCUUCGGAGAUCAACUCGAGGCGUAAUGCUAUGGACAAUGCUUCGAAGAAUGCCGGAGAGAUGAUCCAGAAGCUGUCGAUGGAGUACAACCGAGGCAGGCAGGCGGCGAUCACCAACGAGCUCGUCGACAUUGUCACUGGUGCAUCGGCGGUCUAAAAGGGGCAUUCAUUCGCCCGAGCUUCAGUGACUGUUAGAGCAUGUAUUUGGAUCCAACGAAACAUGCAUUGAAACCCAG
Molecule: messenger RNA, 1009 nt
Organism: Tilletiaria anomala UBC 951
Lineage: Eukaryota; Fungi; Basidiomycota; Exobasidiomycetes; Georgefischeriales; Tilletiariaceae
Product: ATP synthase F1 gamma
Exons: 3
Coding region: 1-930 (309 amino acids)
Biological process (GO): proton motive force-driven ATP synthesis
Molecular function (GO): proton-transporting ATP synthase activity, rotational mechanism
Source: RefSeq, a predicted model, not a curated record